UCCCUUCCUGUUGGCUGCAAGGACUCCGAGUCCAGGGGAAGGGAUUUACUGCUGUACCCGGAACUGUUUCCAAGUUGGUUUUUUUGUUUGUUUGUUUGCUUGCUUGCGUUUUUUCUAGUUCGAUCGCUGCAAGCUCUAAGACUCUAGGUAUCCGAGAACCUUUAGGAGACAAGGAGAGCGCCUCCUUGUCCCGCCCCUUAGCCGGUUCAGCUCCCACCACUAUGGCUCCUGUGUCGGGCUCGCGUAGCCCUGUACGGGAGGCCUCCGGGGGAAAGCGUCGCAGUUCGUCGAGGAGCCCCAAAUCCAUCAAAUCUUCCCGCUCCCCGCGAUGUCGCCGGUCUCGCUCGCGCUCUUGUUCUCGGUUCGGUGACCGGAAUGGCCUCAGCCAUUCGCUGAGUGGCUUCAGCCAUAGCUCUCGAAACCAAUCUUAUCGCUCCCGCUCUCGAUCGCGUUCUCGAGAACGGCCUUCUGCACAGCGGAGUGCCCCGUUCGCAUCUGCAUCCUCGUCCGCCUAUUAUGGCGGCUACUCGCGGCCCUACGGGGGUGACAAGCCAUGGCCUAGCCUGCUGGACAAGGAAAGGGAGGAGAGUCUGCGGCAGAAGAGAUUAAGUGAAAGAGAGAGGAUUGGAGAAUUGGGAGCUCCUGAAGUUUGGGGACUUUCCCCAAAGAAUCCUGAACCAGACUCUGAUGAACAUACACCAGUAGAGGAUGAAGAACCAAAGAAAAGCACUAGUUCAGCAUCUAGUUCGGAAGAUGAUAAGAAGAAGAAAAGGAAAUCUAGUCGUUCAAAAGAAAGAGCCAAGAAAAAGAGAAAGAAAAAGUCAUCUAAAAGAAAACAUAAGAAGUAUUCUGAAGAUAGCGACAGUGACUCAGAGUCUGACACCGACUCUAGUGAUGAAGAUUCAAAAAGAAGAGCAAAGAAAGCUAAGAAAAAGGAAAAGAAGAAGAAACGAAAAGGGAAGAAAUACAAGAAAAAGAAGUCUAAGAAAAACAGAAAAGAGUCCAGUGAUUCAAGCUCUAAAGAGUCCCAAGAAGAAUUUCUAGAGAAUCCGUGGAAGGAUCGAUCAAAGACAGAAGAACCAUCAGAUCUGAUUGGCCCAGAGGCUCCCAAAACACUUGCCUCCCAAGAUGAUAAGCCCUUGAACUAUGGCCACGCCCUGUUACCUGGUGAAGGUGCAGCUAUGGCUGAAUAUGUAAAAGCUGGCAAGCGUAUCCCGAGAAGAGGUGAAAUUGGCUUGACAAGUGAAGAGAUCGCAUCAUUCGAAUGUUCCGGUUAUGUAAUGAGCGGCAGCAGGCAUCGCCGAAUGGAGGCUGUCCGACUUCGGAAAGAGAACCAGAUCUACAGUGCCGAUGAGAAGAGAGCCCUUGCCUCCUUUAACCAAGAAGAAAGACGGAAGAGGGAGAACAAGAUUCUGGCCAGCUUUCGCGAGAUGGUGUACAGAAAGACCAAAGGGAAGGAUGACAAGUGAGGGCUCUCUGACUUUGCAAGUGGACAUUUUAACAUCAAAAAGGAAAUGUGGGUUCUAGACAUAAAUACAAAAAGCUUAUUGUUUUGUUUCUGUUUUGAGUUCUUUUUUGAUGUGUGGUUUCAAUUAGCCCAGGUUGACCUCAGGCUUUGUAGCCAAGGAUGACUCUGAACUCUUGGUCUCCUGUCUCCACCUUCCGAGUGCUGAGAUUCCAGGUGUGGGCCACCAGGCCCAGCCAAAAAGGCUAUUGUGCUGUGAAACGGCUUUUCAGGGCUUCUGUGCCUUCUUUUUAAUUCUUCAGUCCUUCAAUAAAAGAUGCUUUAGAUAGAAUUAGUACAUUACUUGGGGCUUUUUAAGAUCUACCCUAGUCUUCUGGUUUAAAAGUCCAAAUUCUGAAUGAAGUCCUGCUAUGUUAGGAAGGUGGCCUAGAGAGAAAGCGGCAGAUGAAUGAGGAAUUUAAAUCUCACAUCAUGAUCUGGUGUGACUAUCAUUAGCCCCACACAGUGUCUGCUGCUCCCCCAGAACAAGUUGGGGAUUCAUAUCUUGUCUUGAAUGUGUUGUAAGUGGGCUUGACAGGAACUAUUUAGGGGAUAUUUCUGUUAAGAAAAUGAAGUUGUUGCUGUACACAGCAACUCUGGAGUUUGAAAACUGACUUGUUUGCUAUACUGGGCCCUAGAAAUGUAUUUCAGGCUAACUCUACCUCCGCUCUCAAACCAAGCAAACCAAAUGGCUAACUCACAGAUUGUGGACUAGAAAAUGUGAGCAUUAGGUGUUUCAGGUUCUUAAUAAUCACUGAACAUUGUUCUUUCAGCGGCUAGGGUAGAGCUCAGAGUUAAAACACGGGGCAGAUGAGGCCCUGAGCUACAUCCCUAGCAGUGCAAAACUAUUUCAAAUACAGUUUUGGGAAGUCUAGUGUGCCAAUAUAAGAAAACUAUUCCUAACUAAGCUGAUAUUUAAUAUAGGGUAAUAUCUUAAAAAUGAGUAUCAAGAGUGCUAAUAAGGGAAAAUAUAGUAAGUCAGUAUUUUAAUUAAGCUGUUUCUUGAUGAUGAAAGCAAAAUAUUAAACAUUUUCAAUUGUGUCCUUUAUGUUACCAGAUUUCUUGUUUGAGACAGAGUCUCACUAUGUAGCCCUGGAUGGCCUAGAACUCACAGAGUUCCCCCUGCCUCAGCCUUCCAGGUGCUAGGGGUUAGAGGUGUGUGCUAUUACGCCUCAGUACAGGAUUUUAUUUUAAAUGUUGCUAAGCGCUUCAGCUUUUUAUAUGUCUCAUGUCUUCAAUCCCUAACUUUGUAGAAACCUUCCUCACUCCAUCACUGUUUGAAAAGUUUAAUAUAUGUUCUGGGAGAAUGUGUUUCUAACCCACAACUGCUGAAUUAAGCAGCAGUUAGCAUAUGGUAAAAUCUGUGAUCUUUGAACUUGAAAUUUUGUCACUGUAUUUAUACUUCUCAGUCUGAUAAGUCUAUAGUUUCCUAAAGUCUAAUGGAAACUAGGUUCCAAAGUUGGAAGGCUUAUUAAUCCAUGCACUUCCCCAUGAAAUACUAUGUGAAGUUUAUAAUCUCUACUUUAAAAGUUAUUCUCUAGGGGCAUUAGUUUUUGUUAACUGGCUCCUAGCAACUGGAUAAACAUGUUUUUCUUUUUAAAUAGGAAAUGUUGUUUCAAUGCAACAUUUUUGUAGUGUAUAAAUAUUAUGGAUUUUCUUUUGAUUCUUCUCCACAGAGUAUAUACAAUCAGUGAAAAAAAAAUAGGAAUUUAUUUUAAAAUCUAUCAUUCCUAGAAAUGUAUUAACAGGUCCUUUAAAAAGUGGAGAGCUGAAAGUAUUUUAUUUUCAGCUUGUUUGAAUUAUCCUUCAAAGUGUGUUCUGUCACCUGAGCUCUAAGUCAGCCAUUGUUGGCAAAAACAAAUCUUUACUGCUCUACAGAGGAAGAAACACACACUAUGUACACACACACACACACACACACACACACACACACACACACACACACACACCACACACAAUCAAACAUUAAUCCAGGAAUUCCCUCUUUGUUACAUUCCCAGUGAACACGAUAGUGGUUAGGCUUCUAUCUGUACUCUUUAUAGUUCUUUAGGCCUGAGUAAAAUCUAUGUAGAACUAUUGUAAUUGAGAUACUUUGUUUUCUAAAGAGACUUGCUGAGUUUCUCACCUUUUCACCUCUUGUUCAUAGAAUUUUUCUCUCCUUGUUUUUAUUUGUUGUACAAAGAUAAUAGUAAAAAUAGAGAAAUUGCUCAGUCCUACCACAUGAAUUGUUACAAGUGUUCUGUGUUCCUUGUACGUCUUUGUCAUUUGAAGUGUAGUGUAACUUUGUCUUUGGUGUUUUAGAAUUGUGUGAUCAGACAUAGCAGUCCCAUUGGGAAGUUAGGAAUACAUGAUGACCCAGUGUGAAGACAGAAGUAAGACCAGAAAUAAGGAAGGGUGGUAACCCGUUCCUGCUUCGUUGUAGUCACGAGCGUGAUGUUCUACACACCAAAAUCCUCUGGUUCAGAGUUCAGCAGUGAGGCUCACCUUACAGUAGACAAGGUCUGUGACUAGUAGAGCCUUUCAGACUGUUAGGGUAAAGUAUAGAGCUGUUACCAUUUUGUUACCCAGAUACCCAUAAAAGUGUCUGUCAAGCUUGGAGGUAGACAUAGAGAAGGACCAAAUAGCUAAGGGCCAAUGGCUGAACUUUAAUAAUGUUCAAAACUCAACUCUGUGCUUGCCAGACUCCAAAAUCAUGAUACAGUGUUGAGAAAAAUAUUUUCAAAAACAGAAAACAACUUAUUUCAGAAUGGAUAAUGAAUAAAAACAAAAACGCAGUUGGGUUAUGUGCCAUGAGUUUAUUAUUCAAUAAAUAUUAUGUGAUUUGA
This is a messenger RNA of Rattus rattus (black rat), 4329 nucleotides long. RefSeq names its product NFKB activating protein (gene Nkap). The coding region runs from base 222 to 1469 and encodes 415 amino acids. Gene Ontology annotation, cellular component: nucleus. The record is from RefSeq and is a predicted model, not a curated record. Gene Ontology annotation, biological process: negative regulation of DNA-templated transcription. Gene Ontology annotation, molecular function: chromatin binding. NCBI's taxonomy places the organism in Eukaryota, Metazoa, Chordata, Mammalia, Rodentia, Muridae. The transcript has 9 exons.